AUGCCCUCUUCGGUGGCAAGGAUCCACAAACGCCAUUCAUAUGGCAAAGAUGCUCACACCUACUACCCGGUUCUCGUAAUUGGUGCAGGGGUGUCUGGCAUUGCUACAGGAUGUCGACUCAAGGAAGCUCUUGGCUUUGAUCAAUUCAGAAUCUUUGAAAGGCAAUCGGGCAUCGGAGGUACUUGGUGGAUAAACCGCUACCCAGGAGCCGCAUGCGAUGUGCCCGCGCUGUUGUACUCUUUCUCAUUUGCUCCGAAGAAAGACUGGACUACGCUACAUCCCCCCGGACCGGAGAUUGUUCAGUACCUGGCUGAUGUCUGCGAGAAAUACCAGAUAGUCGACAAGAUUCAACUCAACACAGCUGUCAAAGAACUGCGAUGGUUAGAGGAUGCGGAAGAGUGGCAAGUCACAUUAUUGCAUCUUGUUCCUGGUAUUGGAGACUUAUCCGAAGGGGAAAGAGAUGCGCGAAUAUCCAAGGAAGGCGAGCGCAGUGUCUAUGUCAAAACAGAGAUUGUGCGAGCAAAGAUUGUUGUCAGCGGUGUGGGUGUGCUUGUCGAGCCUAAAAAAUGGCCUGCAAGUGUACCCGGGAUUGAGACGUUCGAAGGCGAGGUCGUUCAUACAGCUCGAUGGAAGAGCGACCUUGAUCUGUCCGGGAAAAAUGUUGUCAUCAUUGGCUCUGGCUGCAGUGCAACCCAGGUAGUCUCUGAGCUGACGAAACCCGAGUACAAGAUCAAGUCAAUCACGCAGCUCAUGAGGUCGCCUGCCUGGUUCAUGCCCGAUUUACUGACGCCGAAGUCGCUCAAGAAAUGGGAGAAGUACACGCCGCCAUUGUUCAAAAACGUCCCUGGCCUUGCUUUCGGUGCAAGGGCCUUGCUGUUCUUCUUCUUGGAGUGGGAUUUUCUCACAGUCUUCAAGGACAAUGAGUAUUCCCGUCGGAAUCGUUCCAGAUUAGAGAGGGAAUUCCUAGAGCACAUGCGAGCGACUGCUCCGGAGAAAUAUCACGACAUACUCAUUCCCAACUACAGCCUGGGCUGUAAGCGACGAAUUGUCGAGUCCAACUAUUAUGCCAGCAUUCAUGCGCCCAAUUUUGAGCUGACGACGAAGCCCUUGGUAAGCGUCCAAGCCAGAAGCGUGACACUAGGUCCUGGUCGACAUUAUCCGCCGGAAAGUAAGGAGUCAACAGAUGGGGUGAGACAGAUACCGGCGGAUGUCAUUAUUCUGGCCAACGGAUACGAGACUAAUAAAUUCCUUCAUCCUCUCCCGGUUUUCGGUCGGCGCGGGAAAACCCUUGACGAGAUUUGGGAGGAGCGUGGAGGAGCACAGGCUUACCUGGGCAUUGCCAUGGACCAUAUGCCGAAUCUCUUCCUUUCGUUUGGUCCGAACACAGCGACCGGCCAUACCAGCGUCAUUUUCGCGGUCGAGAAUGCCAUCAAUUACUCUCUGAACUUCAUCAAACCCAUUCUUGAGGGACGUGUCAGCUGUUUCGAGGUGAAAGAGAAUGCUGAGCGCGACUGGACGGACAAAGUACAGAGAAGUCUUCAGGGCACCGUCUUUCGACGCGGAGCUUGCACAAGCUGGUACCAAACUGAUGAAGGUUGGAACUCGUCCACCUAUCCAUUUACUCAGAUCGACUACUAUCUCAGGUGCACCUUUCCUAUGUGGCACCACUGGACAGCCAAGUAUACACGCAAGGGACUCAUGCUUGAAAGGAUGAAGACCGUGCUGAGGAGAUUUGCACUCGUGGCAAUCAUUUCCGGUCUGUGCUGGCUCAAGAUGCAUCCCAAAGAUACUCAACGGCUGGUCGAAUUGUUUAGUGGAGCCCGAACUACAAUAGUCUCAGCUAUCCGAGAGGGUUUGCUCCGCUUUCGUCGAAUGCUUUCGUGA
Molecule: messenger RNA, 1884 nt
Organism: Aspergillus fischeri NRRL 181
Lineage: Eukaryota; Fungi; Ascomycota; Eurotiomycetes; Eurotiales; Aspergillaceae
Product: flavin-containing monooxygenase
Exons: 3
Coding region: 1-1884 (627 amino acids)
Molecular function (GO): N,N-dimethylaniline monooxygenase activity; NADP binding; flavin adenine dinucleotide binding
Source: RefSeq, a predicted model, not a curated record